This is a messenger RNA of Grammomys surdaster, 6051 nucleotides long. It is a transcript of the gene Traf6, whose product is annotated as TNF receptor associated factor 6. Gene Ontology annotation, molecular function: ubiquitin protein ligase activity; zinc ion binding; tumor necrosis factor receptor binding. Gene Ontology annotation, biological process: regulation of canonical NF-kappaB signal transduction; interleukin-1-mediated signaling pathway; positive regulation of JNK cascade. NCBI's taxonomy places the organism in Eukaryota, Metazoa, Chordata, Mammalia, Rodentia, Muridae. Gene Ontology annotation, cellular component: plasma membrane signaling receptor complex. The record is from RefSeq and is a predicted model, not a curated record. The coding region runs from base 222 to 1814 and encodes 530 amino acids. The transcript has 7 exons.
GCGAGCUGAGAAGGCGGAAGCAGCGGCGGCCGCGGCUGGGGCUGAGGCUCCGGCCGUCGGCGGACGCAGCAGCCGCGGCCCACGAACCGGCAGUUUGGCGUCGGAACCACUAGGUCUCAGAGUGCCGCGUAUGAAGGCGACGCAGCGCAGCCCGGGGGAGCCUUCCCAGUUGGCUGUGAAGUUUCUGAGUGUGCGAUCGAUUGACUGACAACAAAGCUACUAUGAGUCUCUUAAACUGUGAAAACAGCUGUGGGUCCAGCCAGUCGUCAAGUGACUGCUGUGCUGCCAUGGCCGCCUCCUGCAGUGCUGCAAUGAAAGAUGACUGCGUGAGUGGCUCUGCCAGCACGGGGCACCUCUCCAGCUCCUUCAUGGAGGAGAUCCAGGGGUAUGAUGUGGAGUUUGACCCGCCUUUGGAAAGCAAGUAUGAGUGCCCCAUCUGCUUGAUGGCUUUGCGGGAACCAGUGCAAACACCAUGUGGCCACAGGUUCUGCAAAGCCUGCAUCAUCAAAUCCAUAAGGGAUGCAGGUCACAAGUGCCCAGUUGACAAUGAAAUACUGCUGGAAAAUCAACUGUUUCCUGACAAUUUUGCAAAGCGAGAGAUUCUUUCCCUGACAGUAAAGUGCCCAAAUAAAGGCUGUUUGCAAAAGAUGGAACUGAGACAUCUCGAGGAUCAUCAAGUACAUUGUGAAUUUGCUCUAGUGAAUUGUCCCCAGUGCCAACGUCCUUUCCAAAAGUGCCAGGUUAAUACACACAUUAUCGAGGACUGUCCCAGGAGACAGGUUUCUUGUGUAAACUGUGCUGUGCCCAUGGCAUAUGAAGAGAAAGAGCUCCAUGAUCAGAGCUGUCCUCUGGCAAAUAUCAUCUGUGAGUACUGUGGUACAAUCCUCAUCAGAGAACAGAUGCCUAAUCAUUAUGAUCUAGACUGCCCAACAGCUCCGAUCCCUUGCACAUUCAAUGUUUUUGGCUGUCAUGAAAAGAUGCAGAGGAAUCACUUGGCACGACACUUGCAGGAGAAUACCCAGUUGCACAUGAGACUGUUGGCCCAGGCUGUUCAUAAUGUUAACCUCGCUUUGUGUCCAUGUGAUGCUUCCUCUCCAUCCCGGGGAUAUCGCCCAGAGGACCCAAAUUAUGAGGAAACUAUCAAACAGUUGGAGGGUCGCCUAGUAAGACAGGACCAUCAAAUCCGGGAGCUGACUGCCAAAAUGGAAACUCAGAGUAUGCAUGUGAGCGAUCUCAAACGGACCAUCCGAACUCUUGAGGACAAGGUUGCCGAAAUGGAAGCACAGCAGUGUAACGGGAUUUACAUUUGGAAGAUUGGCAACUUUGGGAUGCACUUGAAAUCCCAAGAAGAGGAAAGACCUGUUGUCAUUCAUAGCCCUGGGUUCUACACAGGCAGACCUGGGUACAAGCUGUGCAUGCGCCUGCACCUUCAGCUACCGACGGCUCAGCGCUGUGCAAACUAUAUAUCCCUCUUUGUCCACACAAUGCAAGGAGAAUAUGACAGCCACCUCCCCUGGCCCUUCCAGGGAACCAUACGCCUUACAAUUCUUGAUCAGUCUGAAGCAGUUAUAAGGCAAAACCACGAAGAGGUCAUGGAUGCUAAACCAGAACUGCUUGCCUUUCAGCGACCCACAAUCCCACGGAACCCCAAAGGUUUUGGCUAUGUAACAUUUAUGCACCUGGAAGCCUUAAGACAGGGAACUUUCGUUAAGGAUGAUACAUUAUUAGUUCGCUGUGAAGUCUCUACCCGCUUUGACAUGGGUGGCCUUCGGAAGGAGGGUUUCCAGCCACGAAGUACUGAUGCAGGGGUGUAGUGUCCAUUUACUUGUGUUCAAAAACAAAGAACCAUAUGGAAAAGCCAUGCUUUCUGUGCCCGGUCCCAGUAAACAAUAGUCAAACAAGCAGUGGGAGAGGUGUGAGGCCUAGCAGCAGAUGUCAUCAGUGAGAUCACAUUCCACUCCUCACUGUUGACAAAUAUCUGAGGCAAUUCCCAUGGAAACCUACACGUCCCCUCUGUCUUCAACACCUUCACAUUUAAGGGCCUGUGGCUCAUCUGUUUGUCAGGGUACCUCUUCACUGUGCUUCCAUGGGCUUCUCGGAUGUCCAUGUACUUUACUGUAAAACAAAGGCCAGAGUUAGUGUGCUGAAACUCAGUCGUUUAAUAAUGCUGGUGCCUUAACAACUCGAGGUGUUUUAGGACACUUUACUUUAUUAAACAUGAGAAUCACCACUGCCUGUGCUGGUGCCAGUGGAAAAGUUACUGCUCUGGUGUUGAGUUCUCAUUGUAGUUGACUCCUGUGAAUUUCAGAGGCUUUGAACCAUGGUCCCUGGAAAGCUUAAGUUCUCAUGUACUCCCUCCUCCAUUGUUCACUAAGGAUCCAGGGACCGGUUUAACCCUUACUUAUUUAGUGUGAAUGUAUUGUCCAUUGAACACCAAGCAUUCUCCCCUGCUUUCAUAUUUUGAAAUACGUUCCCGGCAGCAUCUUCCCAGUUUGUAAUACUGUGGUCACAUGGUUGCUAGCUGUUGAGUAUUAUUGCCAUGUAACCUUUCUUGCCUGUUCAGUGCAGCUUGGUUUCCACAGCCCGUUGCACAUCUUCUGUUGCUUGCAAAUACAAAAUCACCAGCCUGAGCAAGUGAUUGAGCUCAUCGGCCAUUAAAUGGCACCUCAUAGGUGAUGACAGCAACUCUUACAGCCAGGGAACUUCAGCCCUCUUAACUAACUUUUGAUUUAGCUUAGUUAAUUGAAACAAAAUUGAUUUCUCCAAGGGGCUGGAGAAUUGGCUCAGUGGUUAAGAGCAUUCGCCGCUCUUCCAGAGGACCCCCAGUCUGUAACUCCAGUUCCAGGGGUUCUGACACCCUUAUACAGACACUCAUACAGGCAAAACACCAGUGCACACAAAAUUAAAUAAAUAAAUAAAUAAAUAAAUAAAUAAAUAAAUAUUGAUUUCCUCAAAACAGAAUUUAUUGGAACUUGGGAAAUUGUAGGCACCUGAGAGAUGCCUAAUCCAAGGUUGGCUCUCACGGCUGUGUGGACGCUCAGCUUGAGUGGUGGCUUUAGUCCAGCUCAGUAGAGGUUCUGAGCAUAUUCUGUGGAAUGUAUUAGCAUGGCAGGUGUCCCUAAUGUGGAGAGGUGACUGUUGUGCUGCUGUGUAUUUGUUAAUGUCCUGUACAUAUGUAGUACUUUGGAAUCUAGUUCUCAGGGAGUCCUACGACUAGUUAGAGCCUUUGUAAGGAAGCGGAGGGAAUCCUCUACUGCUGUUUACACAAGAUCAGCUACGUGUUCUGGUAAUACGGAAGGCAUUCGUAUCUCCAGCUGAAUAGGAGUCCCAGCAGUGCUCAAACCUGCCCUGCUUCCAGAGAAUGCUCAGAGCCCUUGAUCAAGGAGUCUGAUUUUCAGCUGUAGCUAGCAAGAGUCACUUUGACCUCUUCAUGUUUCCCCUUGCUUCCAUUCCACCCAUGAAGGUGAGGGAAAGGCCUUGUCCCUUACCAUUAGCACAAGCUAAUCACAGGUCUCUGGUUGGGUCAUGGAAAUGUGUGUCCCUUAGCUGAGCUGCUUGUAGCACCUUCUACCUAAGGAACGCUGCAUGGCCUCCAGUCUUGUAGUUGUUUCCCAGUGGAUAAAUGUGGCUUUGGUUGUUGUUGUUGUUGUCGUCGUUUUUUUACAGCAAACAGUAGUUAUUUCUAUAUUUAUUUAGAAAUUGCCUGAAGAAAAUGUAAUCAGCUAGUUGAGGACUUAUUUUCUGUAUGUCUUUUUUAACUUUUUUACAUUAAAUAUCACCACAAAAUAUCAGCUCCCCUCCCCCUCUCCGUGUUUCAGAAAAGGAAAUGACAUUUAAGAAUUUCCUGAGCAGAUUUCUCUUUUUAAAAUGUCUCUAUUAGGAAGAACAGCCAUUUCCUGCUUUGGUUUUGACUGUUUUUUUUUUUUUAAGAAAAAAAAAUUUUAGUAUUUUUUUAGGGUUUUUUUUUUUUUUUUUUGCAUAAGUUAAACUGUUCCCAGCUUUAAAUUGUUCCUACCUAUAAAGCAAGUCGGACUAGGUGUUUCUAGUGUCCAUCUUGAGAAGCUCAGUGCUAAGCCACCGAACACUGACAAUGCUCACUAAACGGCUUUAACAGUGGAAAGUUGGUGUGACUGUCCCUACUACUAACACAGAUAUGUCACUUCAGUUUAGGGUCCAUCAGCUAAAAUGCAUCUUAGGUAGUUUUAGAACUUGCAGCAUUUGGUGUUUGUCAUAAGCCAACCAGUUAUUUCAUGAUACUCAAUUGCCAUGAAUUCAGAGUUAAAAUAACCAAGCUGACAUUCAGAGCCAGCGUCUAGAAAGGUCCUCAGGAUCACGUCUUAACUAGAAAGCUGGUUUCUCUAUCCGUACUUCACCAGCUCCCCAACUCCUAACCAUUCUCUUUGUACCAAGUGGCCUACAAGAAUCUACAGUCCAGCGUGCAUUGGCCGUCUUUUCUUACCAGUCUAGAGCAUUGCUAUUUUUAAAGUUGUUUCUCCUUAGAAAAACGCCCAACUUACUAUUGAAGAUUUUUCUCCAAGUCAUACAUAUUCCGAUCAGGCCAGAUGGUGGUUCUAGUGUAGUAAUUGGUUACUGUCCUUUGGCUAUCACCGUUUCUAGCCAUUCUUCUUUCUUUCGGAGAAUGAAGAGGAAAAGUGCAUUAAAGUGCAAGAAGUGUGCCCUCACUCUAGUAAAAGCAACUGACAGGUGUGGGAUGAUCCCCAACCAUUAAGUUCUGUGACUGGUAUAAAGUUGAAUUUGCACCAAUAUCAAACAAAAUCAGACUAAUGUAAAUUAUGUGUGCAAUUAGAAUAUCUUCUUAAGGAGAAGCUGCUUGUUUCUGCUUUAUCUAGAGUUUCCUUUAAUUCUCUUGUGACUAGAAAGCAUUUUAAUUACUAUCGAGGUUAUUCUUAAGACUUUGAAGUGCCUUUCUCUUUUUGUCUUUUCUGACUUGCCUCAGAUUCUCUCCAUCGUCUUAACAUAAAAUGUCAUUACAUUUUUUUCUGGGGUGUUUGGUGAUUAGUUUCCUGGUUGCCUUAAGGGAGUGAACAAGGCAUAGUCAAGAGACAUUUGAUUGUCCGUUGAAAUACUCUUUUUAAAUGUCAGCGUUCUCAGGGUGACUGUCAUUUGUUUCAAAGUUGAUGUGAUUGUCUGGGGAACAGAUGGAUGCUUCCCAAUUCCCAGAAUCCAUAAAAAUGAAACCAGAUGUGAUAACCUGAACUCGGGACACUGGGUCACAAGCCUUGAAGUCACUCGAAAAGGACGAAGCUAUUUAUUUCUGUGUGUUCUCUGUGUCCUUGAUGUUUUAAACUGAUCAACCCCACCCCCACCCAAAAAAUUCAGGUUAGUAAAAAAUAUAAUAAUACAAGAAAACAAUUCUAAUUGAAAACACUGUGGAAUGUGGAGAGGAACUUCUUUUCCUGUCCUGUGUCUCCUCAGCAGAACCCAGCCCUGCCUGACAGAGAAGAAAAGGGUGGCCUGCUGGUCACCUUCCACAAAGAAUGUAGCCCAGACUGUCUCCUGAAAACCCAGUUUCCUUCGGUGCAGGCUCCAGGAUUGGGCAGAGACCCCAUUCUGGUCACUGGCUGAACUCCUGUUCUUAGCAUACUGUGCAUAGUCCUGGCCAAUAGUAACAAGAUUUAAUGGAAGUCAAAGUGGAAGCUGGUUGUUUCUGGGUAGCCUGCUUGUCAUGUAAGUCACUUGGUGAAGUGAGAAUGUUCUUUUUCCUGCUUUUCUGCUAGGACUUUGCUAUGGCAGGUAUGUUUAAAGCCUAGUGACCUCCUACCGUCUAGGAUCUGCAGUGACAUUAGGUUUGCUCUGUGAUUUAAUGUUACUUUAAUGUAAUUUCUAAUUGCUCUUUAAGACUGUUCAAUCCUGAAAUAAUUAAACAACUUGGAGUUGUGUAAAAUUCUCCUCGGAAACUUGUGAUAUUUAUUGUAAUUCACAUUGUAGCUUCUGCUUUAUGCUAACUUAAAAUUUGUGGGAAUGUUAUGAGGAAUUUUAAUCUUAUUUCUUCGUCUACAGGAAUAUUUUUCAUAAAAGAUUUAUUUGGAA